Molecule: messenger RNA, 1751 nt
Organism: Symsagittifera roscoffensis
Lineage: Eukaryota; Metazoa; Xenacoelomorpha; Acoela; Convolutidae
Product: forkhead box protein D3-B-like
Exons: 3
Coding region: 1-1677 (558 amino acids)
Biological process (GO): cell differentiation; anatomical structure morphogenesis; regulation of transcription by RNA polymerase II
Molecular function (GO): DNA-binding transcription factor activity, RNA polymerase II-specific; RNA polymerase II cis-regulatory region sequence-specific DNA binding
Source: RefSeq, a predicted model, not a curated record
AUGUCAACAUUGACAAUGCUUUCCUUGCAGAAUGCAAAACAGGGCCAAUUAUCCCAAAAUAUUCACAGUGCAACCUCAAACAAUCCUGAAAAUUUUGAAAACGAAAACUCCUCGGCCGUUUUAAAGUUAACCCCCAAUAUAAUUAAUAAUAACCUACAUAACUUGACUAACUUUAACUCGCAGAAUCAACCAGCGUUUAACGCGUCGCUUUCUAACCCGCUUUACUCUUCAAUUUCAACAUUCUCCGAGCUCCAGUCGUCGAGUUAUAAUGAGUUCAACAGUCAUCAACUGCCAAACGAAAGUUCUCCUCCGAAUUGCAAUGAAAGUCAAGUUGAUCCUCCAAUGCAACAAAAUCCAGGGUUCCCACAGAAUCCGAUCAAACAACAUAGUACUGAAGAGCACAACACUGCGUACCUAGAAAUGGACCCUGCUACUGAUAAAAUGACGAAUGCCUCAAAUGAAGCCCAAAAUGGUAUCUUGGAUACCACGGAACAAGCAUCUUUGAUUGACAAAGAAAACAACAAUUCGGACCAAAUGAUAACAGAAGAUAACGAAGAGUUGAAAAAGGACGAAGGGGAGAAAGGAUGUAAAAAAGAAGCAGGGGUCAAAUCGGAAGGUCAAAGUUCACCAGCUAGUGUGAAAUUAGAGCCCUGGGAGGUGGACUCAGCAGUGAAGCCUCCAUUCAGCUAUGUGGCCCUGAUAGCAAUGGCAAUUAAUGAGUCAGAGGAUAAGAGGCUGACUCUAAGUGCAAUAUACGAGUUCAUUGUCAAGAAGUUCCCGUACUACAACGUGAACAGAAAAGGAUGGCAGAACAGCAUUAGACACAAUCUGAGUUUGAACGAGUGCUUCGUCAAGAUCCCGAGAGAGGGUGGGGGAGAAAAGAAGGGAAACUUCUGGUCACUCGACCCAGCGUACGAGAACAUGUUUGAGGGCGGAAACUACAGACGCAGGCGUAGAAUGAAACGACCUUUCCGCACUCUUCCUUCAUUGAGCUCAAGAACAGCGGCAGCUUACAUCACACACGCAACUGCAGGUGCAAAUCACCACGGGACACUUCAUGGACACAACCCAAACACCGCAGCCUUCAUUCACAACCCAUAUGCACCAAGUAUACCCUCUUCUCCGAAUUCAAAACACAGAUACCCUGGAAGUACAGCAGCCGCGUUUAAUUUCGUACACCCCUCCUUCCCCUCACACGCUAGUGUGUCGACGGGAUCCGCGAUAGCGAAUCAUCCGCAGUUCGCGGCAACAGCAAGUGCAAUGACCUCCCAUCCCGGGAUCCACGGAUUCCCAUCGUCGGCAAAAGGAAUCGCGGGAGUCUAUGAUGCGGCUGCUUCUAGUUUUAAUACAUUCACUGCCAUGCUCUCUCAAAAUGGUUUUCACCCCUCAGUGCCUUCAGCCGCUGCAGCAGCGAUGUACCAAAAUCACUCUGGAUAUUUCCAAGUUAGCCCAAAUUCACCCCCUGGACUGGCCCAGAAAAUGUACUAUUCAGGUGCCAUGGGAAACACAUCGAACCCUACAGCCGCGUAUUACCCGUCUAUGAAUAAAUAUAUGGAUGACCCGUUCGGAAACGCACAUGGCUAUAAUAAUUUUUACCAAAACUCGUACGCAAAUUCGGCAGCUAAUUUCAUGCAUAGUAACAAUUUAAGUCCUUCAGUUUGCGUCAAGCAGGAAUGAUUGCAUUAGAUGUUAUCGCUUUUUAUUUAAUUGACUCAAUUUUUGAUAAAUGAUAGACUUAGUCAAAUUAGUUU